CAAGCUGCUACCAAUACGAAGCGAAGCGUUACUUGCAAUAGAAAAGCUUUAUCCCUCAACCAAGGACCAUGUCUGAUGAUGAGGAUAACAUCGGUCCCUUCCCGACCGAAAUUUCUAAUGAAGUUGAUGUCGAUGAUGGAUCUAGAGAAGACACAGUUGGCCCUUUACCAACUGAAAUGAUGCCGCAGUCUGAUGAUGUUAGUGGAAGUAAUGACUGUUCUCCUGCUCCCCCCAAAAAGCCAAAAGUUCUGAAGGAUGAAUCUGUCUACCUGAAAAAUAUCCCAACUGCUCAAUAUUACGAAAUAAGUUAUAUGCAUAGAAACAUAAUUACGCAUGUUGCUUAUUCUAAAACUCAUUACUUAAUGACUUGUAGUAAUGACGGUCAUUUUAAAUUUUGGCGUAAAGCUGAUGGUGUUGGAUUGGAGUUCAUCAAGCACUAUCGAGCACAUUUAGGAGCUAUACUCGGUUUGUCAGUUAGCUGUGAUGGUGAACUAGCGUGUACUGUUGGUGAUGAUAAGACUGCAAAGGUGUUUGAUGUUAUCAAUUUCGAUAUGAUUAGUAUGUUGAAAUUGAAUUUCUUGCCGAGUGGAUGCUGUUUUAUUUAUACACCGAAAGAUGAAAUCACUGCAUUAGCCAUAACAGAUCAGGAUAGUUCGAAAAUCCGGAUAUUUGAUGCACGCAGUCAAGAUGAACUGUUGCAUAUAAUGGAGAAGUUACAUGAAGCACCGAUCGUGUGUUUAGCUUUUAAUCCUGUAUUCGAUUGUGUUUUAAGCGCUGAUUCCGAAGGUAUGCUUGAGUGUUGGUCUAGUCCAAAGAAUAAUUAUGGAUUUCCAAACACACUGAAAUGGAAGUACAAAUCAGACACAGAUUAUUAUUGUUUAUUAGCUGCUAAAACAUAUGCAGUUAAUGCUGUAUUCUCUCCUUCUGGCAAAAUACUGGCUGUUCUCGGCGCAGAUAGAAAGAUUCGGUUGUUUCGUUUUGCAACUGGGAAAUUGAUUCGCGUCUAUGAUGAAAGUCUUCAACAGUAUUCUAACCUACAACAGUCCAAACAGCUUCUUCCUAGUAUGGAAUUCGGUCGGCGUUUAGCCCAGGAGAAAGAGCUUGAUCGGUCAGAAUUCAAACAUAGUUGCAACCUAGUUUUUGAUCUAUCUAGCAACUUUUUAGCCUAUGCUACAUUAUUGGGAAUAAAAGUAAUCAAUGUAGUAACCAAUCGCGUUGUUAGGAAUCUUGGUGGUCCAGAAAAUCUUCGUUUCAUUCAGCUGGCUUUCAUUCCACCACGUAGUUCAUCACUGUUGUAUGGUUCCACUUGUAUUGGUUCAGGCACGUCAAGCUGUGUGCCUAGUCUAGAGAUGUUGGCAAUGGCAAAUGAUGACAACACGACGCUGAAUAGUAGUAGUGGUAGUGGGACAAACACAGUAGCAGCACGCACCCCUGUGUUGGUGUGUACUGCCUUCAAGAAAAACCGUAUCUAUCUGUUUACUAAUCGUGAACCGCAUGAUGUGAAGUCGGAUGGUGAUACAAUUACCCCAGGGUCGACAGCUGAACGCGAUGUAUUCAAUGAGAAACCGACUAAGGAAGAAGUUUUAGCUGCAACAAGGGACUCAGCGACAGCUGCCUCUAGACUAGCCGGCAGUGCUAUUCUACAUACCACUUUGGGUGAUAUACACAUUCGUUUGUGUCCUAGAGAAUGUCCUAGAACUGUGGAGAAUUUUGUUGGUCACUCUAGAGCUGGAUAUUACAAUGGACAUAUAUUUCAUAGAGUUAUUAAAGGUUUCAUGGUUCAAACUGGUUGUCCUUUAGGCACCGGUACUGGUGGUGAGUCAAUUUGGGGUGGAGAGUUUGAAGAUGAAUUUCAUCCUAGUCUUCGGCAUGAUCGACCGUAUACCGUCAGUAUGGCUAAUGCUGGUCCAAAUACAAACGGUUCACAGUUCUUUAUUACUGUUGCGCCAACACCUUGGCUGGACAAUAAGCACACAGUAUUUGGUCGUGUUGUCAAAGGCAUGGAAGUUGUACAGAAGGUAUCAAAUAUUAAAACUAAUCCGAAAAACGAUAAACCAUUGGAAGAUGUCAAUAUUAUCAGUGUGACUGUAAAAGAUUUAGGCGCUGGUAUCUGAUCAUGACUAAAAUGACUGAGUCAAAAACAAACUCACUGUAUAUUUUUCAUUGAAUCCCUUUUUUCUGUAAAGGUCUAUCACACUUAUUAUUUUUUUGCACAUGUGUAUAAGAUGUUCUGCUCUCCUUCUCUCUCUCUCUCGUCAAUGUUUGUAAAAAUAUUUGUUUUAAAUAACAUAUACUGACCGAAAAUCUCAUUUGUUGUUCUUUUUAUUUACUUAUUUACUGUACCAGUUAGUUGGACAACAUGUUUGUUUGGUUUUUCUCUCUUGUCUAACUUUAACAUAUGGAUGACGAGCUUAACACUGUUGUGUGUUGAGAAACAAUUUAUGAGCCAUUUCAAUCAUGUAACCAAUAGUAGUAGUCAGUUUUUCUAUGAGAAUU
This is a messenger RNA of Trichobilharzia szidati, 2496 nucleotides long. Lineage: Eukaryota; Metazoa; Platyhelminthes; Trematoda; Strigeidida; Schistosomatidae. The record is from the annotation of a GenBank genome assembly.